AUGGAUAACCAUCCGACCAAGGCCUCAAGAUUUCAAGAAGAAGAUGGUCCAGUGACUACAGCCGAAUCAGGCAAAUCGAGACCACUGACGCCUAUGAAAGCUCCGCAGGGUCAGAAUAAGGCCUCGGUGUUACCUGAGAUUCACCAUCCGACUCGACUCUCGCCUUUGCAAAAACAAGACAGUCCAGCUAAGACAGAUGAUGCCGGAAGGGCUGUCUCUCCAACGCCGAUGAAGGCGUUACGGGGACACAGCAGGAGCAGGGACAAUGUAGAUGCGACAACGCCAGCACCACCGGACAUCAUUUCCAAGUCUGUUAGGAUCUCUCCCAAGGUGGAGCGUGAGCAUGCGACUGGAAAGAAUUCUGUCUAUGACGAAGCCAUAGAUUACCCUACCAGGGAUCAGCGAGAUGGAAGCGCCGAACGAUCAAGAGCUCACGGGGGCGGAGAGGCGGUCGCAUCGGGAAAUGGCGAUACUCCUGGAGUUCAGGCAGCUGAACGACAUGGACUCGUAGAACAACAAGAUUCAGCGAAGGAGGCAGAGAAAUCAGCAAAUCUACCUGCUGCACAAGAGGCAUCGGCAUCUAGAAGGCCGUACGAUGUAUACACGAUCGGGAAAAAGGAAGCUAGCACCGGAGAGAUUUUAGAGGGAAGACACGCGCACCAAGCGAAACGUGCUAGGGAGGAGCAAGAGCGAUCCGAUGAUGUCAAGGGAGGGGCGAUAGAGAGUAGGGAGGCUAAUGUGCUGAAGCGUUGA
Molecule: messenger RNA, 753 nt
Organism: Paraphaeosphaeria sporulosa
Lineage: Eukaryota; Fungi; Ascomycota; Dothideomycetes; Pleosporales; Didymosphaeriaceae
Exons: 1
Coding region: 1-753 (250 amino acids)
Source: RefSeq, a predicted model, not a curated record